UCUUCCAUUGAACCUGAAAAACCAAAACCAGCACUUCUCAUGUCGUCUUCUGCCGAGUAACGCCGAAGUACCAACCUCGAAUUCACCUCGUUUCAGCUCCUCGAAAUGUUUGUCAGCUUACAACUCUUGCACACUCACACACAAGCACCUGUGUUCGCAAAUCGAAACGAGAACACAGUUUCUCCAUCAGAGAAAGCUGAACAAGUUUCCCACAUAGGUAAAAAACGAAGACUCACCCCCAACAACGGAACCAGCAUCGUUAAACGUGGACAUGGAAGAGGAAAUCGCGUUAACCAGGAGACCCAGUUGAAGAAUCAGGGUCUAGAGAAGAAUUCAGAUGAUGGGGUUGUCACAAAGAGGAAAACAGAGAAGGUGCAUACCAAGUGUUCGAUGAAAUGCGUGUCGUACGGUGGAAUCAUUCCCGCCAUUCUGAGAGACUUGGACGCGGUUCGGGGCGUGGAGAAGGCUCUGAGGCCGUGGGAGGAGAGGAUAGGUAACAAGGAAAGGAGCAUUAUUUUGAAGGAGCAGGUGAGGUGGGAUAGAGCUUUGGAGAUUUUCGAGUGGUUUAACAAGAACUCUCAUGAACUGAACGUGAUUCAUUAUAACAUUAUGAUUAGGACCCUUGGUAGAGCGCGCAAGUGGACCGACUUGGAGGGUUUGUGGAAUGAGAUGAAUGCAAGAGGGAUUGUUGCCACGAAUUCUACUUACGGGACUUUGAUUGAUGUUUAUAGCAAAGGUGGGCUGAGGGAAGACGCGCUUUUUUGGCUUGAAACGAUGCUGGAACAAGGGAUGGUGCCUGAUGAGGUCACUAUGGUGAUUGUAGUUCAGCUGUACAAGAAAGCAGGGGAAUUUAAGAAAGCUGAGGAGUUUUUCAGAAAGUGGUCAUUAGGCAAACCUUUGAGACCAAACAAACACGAUACAGUUGCCACAUCAGAAUUAGAAGAGAGAGUGUCAUGUGUUAAUGCUUCUAUCGGCUCGCAUACGUAUAACACCUUGAUUGAUACGUAUGGAAAGGCUGGUCAACUUAAAGAAGCUUCUGAAACUUUUGUUAAGAUGCUUGAACAAGGCAUACCCCCAACCACGGUGACAUUCAAUACAAUGAUGCACAUUUGUGGGAACCAUGGACGGUUAGAGGAAGUGAGUUCACUUCUAAGAAAAAUGGAAGAGCUUCGAUGUUCACCUGACACAAGGACAUACAAUAUUCUCAUUUCUCUCCAUACUAAGCAUAAUGAUAUAGAUAUGGCAACAAAAUAUUUUAAGACAAUGAAGGAGGCCUGCCUGAAGCCAGAUCUUGUGAGUUACCGUACCCUCUUGUAUGCAUACUCAAUAAGGAAAAUGGUUCAUGAAGCAGAAGAGCUUAUAACAGAGAUGGAGGGGAGGGGCCUUGAAAUUGAUCAGUUCACCCAGUCUGCUUUGACAAGGAUGUACAUAGAAGCAGGGAUGCUUGACCGGUCCUUGUUAUGGUUUCAGAGAUUUCAUUUAGCUGGCAAGAUGACAUCUGAAUGCUAUGCUGCAAAUAUUGAUGCAUAUGGGGAGCAUGGACAUAUUUUGGAAGCUGAGAAAGUCUUCAUUUGGUGCCAAGAACGGAAGAAUCUCAGUGUCCUUGAGUUCAAUGUGAUGAUUAAAGCUUAUGGCAUAGGGAAAUGCUAUUAUAAAGCAUGUCAAUUGUUUGAUAGUAUGGAGAAACACGGUGUGGUUGCUGAUAGAUGCAGCUAUAGUUCUCUCAUUCAAAUUUUGGCCAGUGCUGACCAGCCACAUAUUGCCAAACCUUAUCUGAAAAAAAUGCAGGAAGCAGGAUUAGUGAGUAAUUGCAUCCCAUAUUGUGCCUUGAUUUCCAGUUUUGUGAAAUUAGGUCAAUUGGACAUGGCAGAAGACACAUACAAGGAAAUGAUUGGACACGGUGUGCAGCCUGAUGUUAUACUCUACGGGGUAUUGAUCAAUGCUUUUUCUGAUGUUGGAAGGGUCAAAGAAGGCAUUAGUUAUGUGGAUGAAAUGAAAAGAGCUAGGUUGCCAGGGAACACAGUUAUAUAUAAUUCUUUGAUCAAGUUGUAUGCAAAAGGUGGCUACCUGAAAAAAGCACAAGAAACAUACAAGUUGCUUCAAUCAUCAGCAGAAGGUCCCUCUGUAUAUUCUUCAAAUUGUAUGAUUGAUCUUUAUGCUAAGCAAUCUAUGGUUGACCAAGCAAAAGAGAUGUUUGAGACCUUAAAGAAAAAUGGAACUGCAAAUGAGUUUUCAUUCGCAAUGAUAUUAUGUUUGUAUAAGAAAAUUGCAAGGUUUGAUGAAGCCAUCCAAAUUGCAAAGCAGAUGAGAAAAUUGGGACUCUUGACAGAUUCUUUAAGUUAUAAUAAUGUGCUUGACCUAUAUGCUAUUGCUGGGAGACCCAAGGAAGUGAUGGAGACUUUCAAGGGAAUGGUCGGAGCUUCCAUUCAAUUUGAUGACUUUAGUUUAAGAUCACUUGGAUUUCUUUUGCAUAGAUAUGGAGUAUCAAAGCAGGCUGUUGACAAGUUACAUGUAUUGAUGAAAGAGGAUGCUUCCAGUGGGUUGCUGGCAUGGACAUCAGCACUCUCAAGUGUGCUUGAAAUGGAUGAUUAUGAUACUGAAUAGAUAUAUCUCGUGCAACAUGGUUUCAAAGACCUUGCUUAGUCCAUAUUUGGAUACACGGUGGAUUUUCACGGUGGAAGAACUGAUUCUCGGAGAAGCAACUCCUAAUGGCUUUUGUGGGAGGAGAAUUGUAUGCAUGAUAAGAGGAUGAGAUCAAUAUGAUAGCAUGCCAGCUGAACUCAUUGUUACCAAUCAAAUAUCCGAGUGCAUUAUAUAAUGCAAGUCUGACAUGGUUCUGUCCUUGGAUUUGACCCAGUCGAUGGCUUGAUGUGGCCAAUAAGAACUUUGGUUGAAGCUGUGAGAAUAGAAAAACAUUUUUAGGUGAUCUGUGUGAUAUGCAAUACAGUGAACUGAGGUAUAUGAACCAUAACCACUUGUAAACUACAUGUGUUAGUUAGCACUUAGUUGUAAGUUGUAACCACUUGUAAGCUACUUGUGUUAAUAGUUAGUGCUUAGUUGUAGUAAUUAUUCAGUUAUUUUUUCUUAUAUUUAAGCCCUGUAUUAAUAGCUUAAGAUAUACAAACAAGCAGAACUUUUCAGUGUGUGAAUAAUAUACUAUCUUCCCACACACAUGAUACGGUGACUAGUUGUUUUCACCACUUACAUAACAAAGUGAGGAAAUUUUGUGUUUCA
Lotus japonicus is the source of this 3234-nucleotide messenger RNA. Its product is annotated as pentatricopeptide repeat-containing protein At3g23020-like. Gene Ontology annotation, molecular function: protein binding. Bases 106 to 2604 code for a protein of 832 amino acids. The record is from RefSeq and is a predicted model, not a curated record. Lineage: Eukaryota; Viridiplantae; Streptophyta; Magnoliopsida; Fabales; Fabaceae. The transcript has a single exon.